Rangifer tarandus platyrhynchus (Svalbard reindeer) is the source of this 936-nucleotide messenger RNA. The record is from the annotation of a GenBank genome assembly. NCBI's taxonomy places the organism in Eukaryota, Metazoa, Chordata, Mammalia, Artiodactyla, Cervidae.
AUGGUCAACUUCCAACUGGAAGACUUUGUCGCGGGCUGGAUCGGAGGUGCAGCCAGCGUCAUCGUCGGCCACCCUCUGGACACAGUCAAGGCUCGCCUGCAGGCCGGCUCUGGCUAUGGGAGCACCCUCAGCUGCAUCCGCACGGUGUACAGGAGGGAGAGUGUGUUUGGUUUCUUCAAGGGCAUGUCCUUCCCCCUUGCCAGCAUCGCCGUCUACAACUCGGUGGUGUUUGGGGUCUUCAGCAACACACAGAGGUUCCUCAGCCACCACCGGUGCCGGGAACCUGAGGCUGGCCCACCCCAUGUGCUGUCUGACCUGCUUCUGGCCAGCAUGGUGGCCGGCGUGGUCUCUGUUGGGCUGGGUGCACCCGUGGACCUCAUCAAGAUCCGGCUGCAGAUGCAAACACAGCCAUUUCAGGAAGCCAGCCUCAGUUUGAAGCCCAGAGUGGCAGCUCUUGGGGAUCAGCCAGCCUACCAGGGGCCUGUGCACUGCUUUGCAACCAUCGUGCGGACAGAAGGCCUGGCAGGGCUGUACCGGGGCGCCAGCGCCAUGCUGCUGAGGGACGUUCCAGGCUACUGCCUCUACUUCAUCCCCUACGUGUUCCUGAGCGACUGGAUCACGCCCGAGGCCUGCGCAGGCCCCAGCCCCUGUGCUGUGUGGCUGGCAGGCGGAAUGGCGGGAGCAAUUUCUUGGGGAACAGCAACCCCUAUGGACGUCGUGAAGAGCCGACUGCAAGCUGAUGGGGUUUAUGUAAACAAAUACAGAGGUGUCCUGGACUGUAUCUCCCAGAGUUAUCAGAAAGAAGGUCUUAAAGUGUUUUUCAGAGGCAUCACUGUCAACGCCGUGCGGGGCUUCCCCAUGAGCGCAGCCAUGUUCCUUGGGUACGAGCUCUCGCUGCAGGCGAUCCGUGGGGACCACGUGGUGACCAGCCCCUGA